Prosopis cineraria is the source of this 1846-nucleotide messenger RNA. RefSeq names its product adenine/guanine permease AZG1-like. Gene Ontology annotation, biological process: transmembrane transport. Gene Ontology annotation, molecular function: purine nucleobase transmembrane transporter activity. Gene Ontology annotation, cellular component: plasma membrane. The record is from RefSeq and is a predicted model, not a curated record. NCBI's taxonomy places the organism in Eukaryota, Viridiplantae, Streptophyta, Magnoliopsida, Fabales, Fabaceae. The transcript has a single exon. The coding region runs from base 93 to 1784 and encodes 563 amino acids.
UCAUUAACUCACUCUAGUUAAUUCCCAGACUCGCUUUCGUCUUGCUUUAUCUCUCGAACACACAGUAUUGCAGGCUGAGCUUGCACCAAUCAAUGGCGGCUCAGGUUCAACUCCAAACACAGAAGCCAUCACUCCCGGCUCGGCUCAACUCCUUCGUGGCUACCAGCCGAGUCGGCAAGCGGUUCAAGCUCACCGAGCGAAAUACCAGCUUCACCACCGAGCUCCGAGCUGGCACCGCCACCUUCCUCACCAUGGCUUACAUUCUAGCCGUCAACGCCAGCAUCCUCGCUGACUCUGGUGGCACCUGCAGCGUCUACGAUUGCCUGCCUCUCUGCUCCGACCCCAACAUCCCCCUUUCUCGUUGCACCGCCCCGACCCACCAUAUCAUCCAACCCGACGCCUCCUGCAAGUUCCCUCCGGUCAACCCGGGUUACGCCGCUUGCCUGCAGAAAACCCGAAAGGACCUCAUCGUCGCCACCGCAGCGUCGUCUCUCAUUGGCUGUGCCAUCAUGGGCAUCUCUGCGAACCUGCCUUUGGCUUUAGCCCCGGGCAUGGGUGCCAAUGCCUACUUCGCUUACUCUGUUGUCGGGUUUCACGGGUCAGGUGAUAUAUCCUACGAAACUGCUUUGACCGCAAUCUUCAUGGAAGGUUUAAUCUUCUUCCUUAUCUCCGCCGUCGGCUUUCGGGCCAAACUCGCCAAACUCGUCCCCAGACCCGUCCGAGUUUCUUCCCCGGCAGGAAUCGGUCUUUUUCUCGCCUUCAUUGGGCUUCAGAACAAUCAAGGAAUUGGGCUCAUCGGGUACAGCCCAUCAACCUUAGUCACGCUCGGAGCCUGCCCGAGAUCCUCCCGGGCAGCGUUAGCUCCGGUUGUAACGGCAACUAACGGAACCAUUACUCUCCUGCCAGGUGGCUCAAUAUCAGAUGACAUACUGUGUUUGAACCAUAGAAUGGAGAGUCCGACAUUCUGGCUGGGAAUGGUUGGGUUUGUAAUUAUAGCAUAUUGCUUAGUGAAAAACAUUAAGGGGGCGAUGAUAUACGGUGUCGUUUUCGUAACCGUGAUAUCGUGGAUCCGUAACACGUCCGUAACGGCAUUUCCCAAUACCGAGUUUGGAGAUUCAGCGUACGGGUACUUUAAGAAGGUAGUUGAGGUGCACGUGAUCGAAAGCACGUUAGGUGUCUUAAAAUUCAAGGGUAUGGAUAAGGGAAGCUUUUGGGAGGCAUUGUUCACGUUUUUGUAUGUGGACAUUUUGGACACAACAGGCACAUUAUAUUCAAUGGCCAGAUUUGCAGGAUUUAUUGAUUUGAACGGUGACUUCGAGGGUCAAUAUUUCGCCUUCAUGUCCGACGCUGCGUCCAUCGUUGUCGGGUCCCUUUUAGGCACUUCACCGGUAACGACGUUCAUCGAAUCGUCAACGGGGAUCCGGGAAGGAGGACGGACAGGUCUAACAGCGUUAACAGUGUCAAUGUAUUUUUUCAUGGCAUUGUUCUUUACACCGUUGUUGGCGUCAAUACCAGCAUGGGCGGUCGGGCCACCGUUGAUCUUGGUGGGGGUGAUGAUGAUGAGAUGUGUGGUGGAGAUUAAGUGGGAUGACAUGAGAGAAGCGAUACCAGCGUUUGUGACAAUACUAAUGAUGCCAUUGACGUAUUCUAUAGCCUAUGGUUUGAUUGGUGGGAUUGGGACGUAUGUAGUGUUGCACGCAUGGGAUUGGGGAGAGGAAUUAGUGAAAAGAUAUGUGAUAAAUAAGGGAAAUGGAGAAGAUAAUAAAGUGGUUCAAGUACUGUAGAUGAAUAUGCAAUAUAUAGUUUCGUUAUAUAAUUAAUAAAUUAAUCCUAUUUAGAAAUAAUA